CUAAAUUCAGUUGGCGCUUGCAGCUGGCACGCUGUUGACGUCAUAACGGUGUUUACCCAAUAGAAACAGAAACACCUCCUCCACUUUCUGAGUGACAUUCUCAAAGUUUUGACUUCUGCAGCAAAAGACAGUAGAAAGUGAUGAAAAUGUUUUAUUAUCUCGCGGCGCUUCAUGUGCUUCGUCAAGAAAGAGUGCUUUUUUUAUUUAUAGAUUUAAGCGUUAAACAAUACCGUCCGCAGCUUUGAACCAUUCAGUAAUAUCAACUGAAGACAUCGGAAAUCCAGUUUACUAGUACGCUAUGCUUUCUCAAGAUAUACAAGGUUGAAGAAAGGAAGAGAUUGGAAUUAUUUGCCUAUAGAGAUGGGUAUAAACCUUGGUUGUUAAUACAUUUGGAGCUUAGUAGAGAAGGAAAAUACGAGUAUCUUAUUAUGACGGUGCUGUGAGAAAUUAACUCUUGACUUUUCUUUCUUUUAAACCAAACUCUGGAGCGUUUAGGGACAUGCGUUCAAUUUGAUAUUUCUAAUAUAGAAGUUAUUUUCCUGACAAUUUCAUCUGGAAAUAACAGUCGAUUAAAAAGAUUUAGUCAACAAUUGAAUUAUUAGUGAGUGGUUAGCGUUACGGAUUAUUUUUAAGACAGUUUCGAUCUUCAUUUUUACCGGUUAUGUUAGCGGUGGGGCAGAUGGACGGGUCCCGUCAGAGCGCAUUCCUCCUCAGUACUCCGCCUUUAGCUGCUCUGCACAGCAUGACCGAAAUGAAGACCCCACUGUACCCAGCGUAUCCCUUGUCCUCCGGCGGACCCGCUUCGUCUACCUCCCCGUCUGCGACCUCCCCAAAUCCUGGUGGGAUCCCCGUAUCUUCCCCGGGGAUAAAACCGUCGGCCGGACUAUCUUCUCUCGCAUCGCACCACCAGUGCGCAAUCGCCACCCCUCACGGAAUAAACGAUAUUCUAAACCGUCCUUCAGUCGUCGCCGCGGGGGCAGCGGCGGCCGUGGCUGCGUCCUCCUCUGCUGGAAUCUUGACAGGACUGCCCCGCUUCAGUAGCUUGAGCCCUCCGCCUCCUCCCGGCCUGUAUUUCAGCCCCAGUGCCGCGGCGGCCGUGGCAGUGGCUCGCUACCCCAAGCCACUGACGGACCUCCCAGGCAGGACCCCUAUAUUUUGGCCCGGAGUCAUGCAAAGCCCACAUUGGAGAGACGCCAGAUUCGCUUGCUCGCCCCACCAGAACUCGGUUUUGCUCGACAAAGAUGGAAAGAGGAAACAUACAAGACCCACGUUUUCCGGACAGCAGAUUUUUGCCCUGGAAAAGACGUUUGAACAGACGAAAUAUUUAGCGGGACCCGAGAGAGCGCGACUGGCCUACUCGUUGGGGAUGACAGAAAGCCAAGUGAAGGUUUGGUUUCAAAACAGAAGAACGAAAUGGCGGAAAAGGCACGCGGCCGAGAUGGCUUCAGCAAAGAAAAAGCAGGAUUCGGAGACUGAGCGGCUGAAGGGGGCUUCAGAAAAUGAAGACGACGACGACGAUUAUAACAAGCCGUUGGACCCAAACUCGGACGACGAGAAAAUAACACAGUUGUUAAAGAAACAUAAACCAAACUCUUCUCUCCACAUCCACACAUCAGAAAACGAAAGUUCAUAGAAACAAGAAGACAAAUGCCGAAAUGAAAUUUUUAAGUGAAACCCAGCACUGAACUGCUUUAUAGCAGUGGCCUAUUUUCGUCGACAGUUUUUAAAUUAAGUUUGACUUGCACGAGAAGGAAGGACGCGCGCCAGUUCAGGACGACGGGCUCUAUUUUUACUGGUUUGGAGCAGCGACCCAAAAGCUGACACUGAAAUUUAUAAACAUUUCCACAUUACUACGAGGGUACUUACUUGUAAAUAGAAGCGUGAGUUACUAAAUAGAAAUUAUAUUACUGUGAAUAUUUAUGUGUAAAAUACUUUUUGUAUAGAAAGCAACCACUCCGAGUCUCAGUCUCGGUUAACAUGUUUUCGGCUCUGAAUUGCAAUGACAACAGGUAGGCUAUUGCAGUCUAUUUGUCCCUUCUCUUUAUUUUCAAACUUGCAAAUUAUGUUGUAGCCUGUCGUGAACUUUUAACUCCGGCUGCUUCUACGUUUCCGUUAUAAGAACUUGCCGAGCUUUUUGUUUCUAACUCUGCUUCCCCGACAAAUAAUGCAUUUAUAACGUUUACCGAUGAAAAUGCAAAAUAGGCCUACAACUGACGGCUUUCACUGAAAAACUUCUGAAUUUCAAUUGACACAUUAACACAAUAAAGCUAAACGAGCCAUUUAUUUCACAUGUAUAUAAUAGGUAAACAGCUGUUUUUUUCUCGAUUAAAGUAUAUUUGUAAUAUAAUGCAUAGAGUGUUUGUCUCCCCAAUGUUAAGAUGUUUGAACUUUUUUUUGGACAUUUUUCACAAUUUACUUAAUUUAUAUAAUGUUUAAGUUUGUAACAGUGUUUGAAUCUCGCAACAGAGUGUAUUGCAGGUUCAUAUGUAUUGCACUUUUAUUUAAUAAAAAAGUGAUAAUA
Anguilla rostrata (American eel) is the source of this 2521-nucleotide messenger RNA. RefSeq names its product NK6 homeobox 1 (gene nkx6-1). Bases 662 to 1633 code for a protein of 323 amino acids. The record is from RefSeq and is a predicted model, not a curated record. The transcript is spliced from 3 exons. Lineage: Eukaryota; Metazoa; Chordata; Actinopteri; Anguilliformes; Anguillidae. Gene Ontology annotation, molecular function: RNA polymerase II cis-regulatory region sequence-specific DNA binding; DNA-binding transcription factor activity, RNA polymerase II-specific. Gene Ontology annotation, cellular component: nucleus. Gene Ontology annotation, biological process: regulation of transcription by RNA polymerase II; cell differentiation.